AUGGUGAACCUUAUGCAGCUGAUGCGCUGGAUUCCGCUCUGCACCGUGUUUGUCGUCAUACAAGAAUGGCACCGAACACUCGCGCUGCGCCUGACGAACAUGAACGUCCCGGAGGUGGUCGACUAUCGAGAUACGGUAACGCUGUCCUGCAGCUACGAUCUGGGCGCACACCAAUUAAACUCCGUCAAAUGGUACAAGGGCACUCAGGAGUUUUACAGGUACGCGCCGAUGCUGUUCCCGAAGGUCGUCACGUACCCGGUCGAGGGCAUCGUCAUCGCCAUGGACCGGCCGACCAUCUGCAACCAGUACCUCUGCUCGAUCCGGCUGACGGAGCUGCAGCGGCGGUCGAGCGGCGAGUACCGGUGCGAAAUAUCGGGCGAUGCGCCCGAGUUCAAGCUGGCGAACGGGACGCGCCAUAUGACGGUCGAGGCGCUGCCGCAGGAGGAUCCCACCAUCAGCGGGCUGAGCGCCAGCUACCUGCCGAACGAGCACAUCGCGGCCAACUGCACCUCGGACCGCUCCAGUCUCGUCACGCGCCUCAGCUGGGCCAUCAACGGGCGCACGGUCCCGAUGGAGUACCUCCAGCAGCAGCAGGAGACGACGCUCGAGAGCGACGGGUUCGUCCUGCGCUACCGGACCCUGGAGAUGCGCGUCCCUGUAGAUAGGCUGGUGCAGCGCGAGCUGGACAACGUGAUCCAUAUCAAAUGCACCGCGACGCUGGACGCCGUGCCGCUUCCGGGGCGGGACGCGAAGGCUGUGAUAGCGCUGCGCAGCCACCGGUCGUCGCUGUUCGGCUUCGGCGGCAACAGCCGGGCGGCGAUGGCCGGCCACCUUCUACCAUCAACAUUAUUGUCCACAGCGACAUCCGACUCCCAGCCGCUGAUGCUCUUCGCGUCGAUCGCCAUCGCUAGCCUGCGGUGGUACAGUGGGCAGGAUAUGCGUCUUCUGCUGGACACACGACCCUGA
This is a messenger RNA of Anopheles coustani, 966 nucleotides long. RefSeq lists its product as uncharacterized. The transcript is spliced from 6 exons. The record is from RefSeq and is a predicted model, not a curated record. NCBI's taxonomy places the organism in Eukaryota, Metazoa, Arthropoda, Insecta, Diptera, Culicidae. The coding region runs from base 1 to 966 and encodes 321 amino acids.